Messenger RNA from Penicillium odoratum, 1083 nucleotides. RefSeq lists its product as uncharacterized. Bases 1 to 1083 code for a protein of 360 amino acids. The record is from RefSeq and is a predicted model, not a curated record. The transcript has a single exon. NCBI's taxonomy places the organism in Eukaryota, Fungi, Ascomycota, Eurotiomycetes, Eurotiales, Aspergillaceae.
AUGGGUCUGAAGAUGGCUGAAUUCGAACCGCUUCCAGUCUCCGAGUACUUUGCCGUUAAAUCAGACCUUGCGCCCCACGACUCGUAUCUUCCAUAUUGGGCUCGCUCUCACGUGCAGUGUGCGCAGAACCUCCUCCCCUCGUCCGACGAACCCAUCGAGUACGAUCACGACGACGAAGACUUUCAGGACAACUGCUUCUUCUUUCCGGAGGACUCCUCCUGUUCCCCACCUAAGGAUUGGGCUGUGGAGACCCAACGGCAAUCCUUGAAGGACACAAAGGACCAAUUCGAAAUAGAUACCCCGGCUGCUCAAACUGCCACCGACACCAUGCUCCCCGAAUUACCUGAUAUCAAGAUGCUAGACUCCGAGGCGCUGGGCGACCUCUUGGAGGAUAAUCUCUCCCCGCCAGAGAUCACUACAAUGCUGUACGGUUUCCGCUCUCAUACCGUGACCCUGUCCAUAGCUCACCGUGGUGUAUAUAGUGUCUUCUCAACUAACGGCGCAGUAUUCGCCCAUGCUUCCACCCUUCCAUCCCGUCAACUCCGCAAUCUCAGCGCAACCUACGGUGCCGCAUACACAUGUUACGCCAAGACUGCGUCCAGUGGAAACCUCACCGGUGUGAACCCUGCCAGCCAUCCAUCAUCCUACGUCACAGCUCAGUCGAUGUCACUAGGCGACGUGGGCUCCAUUGUCUUCGAGCUCGAUGACUCCGUGGCGGUUGUGACUCGCCUCGCCGACAAGGUUCUACUGGCCGCUAUUGGCCCAAACAAAAUCGAUCAGACUAUACCAAACGGUGCCGAUCCUGAACAUCUGCCCGACAGUGGGGCCUUGGCAGACUCAUCCCCCGGGAUUGGCGUCACGUCAGAUGCAAAUCAAGGUGACGCACCGUCCCCGAAUCCACCACGCAACGGCACCAUUGAUGCCCAACAUGAGAUCGACCGCAGUGCCGAUCUUGCACGUCUCGCCAGUCUCAACCUAUCCGCGUCUCCUUCCGUGCUACUGGCGUUAGAAUCGAAAUGUGCUGCGCUGGGUCGAUUCCUUGGGCAGAAGUUGCAUGAUUUGGAGAGUCCGGAGGAUUUUUGA